AAUGAGCUCAGAAGAUUGAGAACGUUAAAAUAGGGAUCUGUAAUUCCGAUGGGUACGCAAAGCACUUCUCCGGUUUCCAUUUCAAAUGCGAUCGAACACAAGGCCUAUGCGAGGGUGGGACUGCUCGGAAACCCCAGCGACGUCUACUACGGCCGUACUAUCUCCUUCACGUUCGGCAACUUCUGGGCCUCCGUUCAAUUGCAGCCGUCCGAUGAGCUCGUCAUAAAGCCCCACCCAACACACGAUCUCGUCCAGUUCCGCUCCCUCGAUCACCUGAUUAAUCGAUUGAAUAAUGGAGGUUACUAUGGAGGUGUACGAUUGCUUAUGGCGAUUUGUAAAGUUUUCUAUAAUUAUUGCAAAGAGAACAAGAUUGAUAUAUGUGGGAAAAAUUUUACUCUAUCGUAUGACACCAAUAUCCCUCGCCAGACAGGACUUGCAGGUUCUAGUGCUAUUGUAUGUGCUGCCCUAAGCUGCCUUCUUGACUUCUACGAAGUUAGGCAUCUGAUUAAGGUGGAGGUCAGGCCUAAUCUUGUCCUUGCUGCAGAGCAGGAACUUGGAAUUGUUGCCGGUCUCCAAGACCGGGUGGCACAGGUUUAUGGGGGUCUUGUUUACAUGGACUUUAGCAAGGAAUACAUGGAUGCCUUUGGGCAUGGCAUCUAUACACCCAUGGAUAUUAGUCUUCUCCCACCUCUUUAUCUUAUCUAUGUUGAGAAUCCUAGUGAUUCAGGGAAGGUUCAUAGCACUGUACGCCAAAGGUGGCUCAACGGCGAUAAGUUCAUAAUAUCAUCAAUGCUAGAAGUUGCAAAUGUAGCAAAAGAAGGAAGACCAGCAUUACUUGAGAAGGACCAUUCCAAACUUGCAAAACUCAUGGAUUGUAAUUUUGAUCUCCGAAGGAGCAUGUUUGGUGAUGAUGCCCUUGGUGAUUUAAAUAUAAAAAUGGUGGAGGUGGCACGAAAGGUGGGUGCUGCAUCAAAAUUUACAGGUAGUGGCGGAGCUGUAAUUGCAUUUUGCCCUGACGGGCCUUCACAAGUAAAGCUUCUGGAGGAUGAAUGCCAGAAAGCUGGUUUUAUUGUCGUACCAGUGGAAGUUGUUUCAUCUUGUCUAAAUGCUAAUGAGCUUCAAACCCUAAAAAAGCUAGUGUGUUGAAAUCAAGGGCUCCUCCCCACAUCUCCCAUAAAGCUGAUAACUUCUUAUUCGUUCAGAACCUUUGUUUUGUUUUUCUUGAAUUUAAUGUUGGCGUUUCAUUGUAGACAUAUCCACUAAUAACGCAACACAUUGUGUUUUUUCAA
This is a messenger RNA of Juglans regia (Persian walnut), 1289 nucleotides long. RefSeq names its product glucuronokinase 1-like. Gene Ontology annotation, molecular function: ATP binding. The record is from RefSeq and is a predicted model, not a curated record. The coding region runs from base 49 to 1146 and encodes 365 amino acids. Lineage: Eukaryota; Viridiplantae; Streptophyta; Magnoliopsida; Fagales; Juglandaceae. The transcript has 6 exons.